Carya illinoinensis is the source of this 1437-nucleotide messenger RNA. RefSeq names its product PRA1 family protein H. Lineage: Eukaryota; Viridiplantae; Streptophyta; Magnoliopsida; Fagales; Juglandaceae. The record is from RefSeq and is a predicted model, not a curated record. Gene Ontology annotation, cellular component: Golgi apparatus; endoplasmic reticulum. Gene Ontology annotation, biological process: vesicle-mediated transport. The transcript has 4 exons. Bases 161 to 847 code for a protein of 228 amino acids.
AUUUUUAUGAGAAGUGAGAACAACCAAGUACUCGUAUCGUUGAAGAAUAAAAAAACCAUUUCUUCUCUCUUUUAUUAAAGAAAUAAAAGGUCAGUAUUUUCCUAAAGGGCAAAAAAAUAAAAUAAAAAUAAAAACCAAGUUUGUUCGGUGAAGUUGGGAAAUGGCGUUCUCCUCAAACCCCUUAUCCCUCAGCGUCCCAGAUCCCGCCUUCGAGUCAUGGCUCCGGGACUCCGGCUACCUCGAAAUCCUCGACCACCGCACUUCCUCAAUUCCCACCACAUACUCUGAUCCUUCCACCACUACCUCAGCCAACUCAACCAUCACCAGCGGCCUCAUCUCCCUUCUCCUCACGCUCCUCUCUCUCUUCACCUUCAACCCCUUCUCCAAGCUCACCACCGAAGACUUCUCCGGUCAAACGCCGUCCUGGAGUUAUGGGUUUGUGGGGUGCUGCGACUCCUACUCGUUCCCGUCCUCCCCGGCUCAGGCCAGGCUGCGGGUCCACGAGAAUGUCAAGCGCUAUGCCAGGAACUAUGCAACCCUCUUUAUCCUCUUCUUCGCCUGCACCCUGUAUCAGAUGCCGCUUGCUCUCAUUGGAUUGUUAUCAUGUUUGGCACUAUGGGAUGGUUUCAAGUUUUGUAGUGACAGAUGGGGAUUGGAUCGUUACCCAGUAAUUCAACAGUGUCUGGUUCGCAUUGCCCAAUUUGUGGCUGCUGUUAUUGUUAUAUGUUCUAAUGUUCAGAUGGCUCUGUUCUGUGCACUUGGUGUCAGUUAUACAGGCAUGAUUUUACAUGCUGCAUUUCGGAAGCUGACUCCUGCAAAGCAGCCUCCUCGUGGGAGAAGCAAGUAGUAGGCUUGAGCAAAAUAAGUAAACGAUGAAUUUGCACUUUCACCUUCACAAACUACCACCUAUUUUUUGUUUUGCACCCUAAACUACAAGUAGGUUUCACUUUGCACCUUCAAUUCAAAUAUGGCCUUUCAGAUUUUACGAUGCGGCUAAUUUUUUGGUCAUCUUAACAGUAUGAUUUUAAGCAAAGGUGUAAGCUGAAAACUAUAGGUUGAUUAGGGUACAAAUUUAAAUUUUGUGGUUUAUGGUGCAAGGUGAAAAGUAUGUGGUGGUUUGUGGGUGAAAAGUGUAAUUACCCUUGAGCAAAAAUAUGUUUAGAUUUAGUCUAAGGCCUUUUUACUGCAAGAGAUCAACAAUUUUGAAUCCCAACUCUGAUGGAGAUGAUGGUGCUUACCAAGCUGAUGGUACAUACGCAAGGUCAUGAUGCUUUUUGGAUAAUUUUUUUAAGCUCACCUCCGCGAAAUGCUAAAUUAUAAUCAGGUCGUUUGAGCAAAGAAUUGGGUGGCUUUCCCUACUCAUCAUGUCAAAGUAGAGACGUAUUAUUUUUCUUAAGCAGCUGUGAACGAGUUAUAUAGUGGAUGUUACAUAUCUUA